Molecule: messenger RNA, 1276 nt
Organism: Callithrix jacchus (white-tufted-ear marmoset)
Lineage: Eukaryota; Metazoa; Chordata; Mammalia; Primates; Cebidae
Cellular component (GO): keratin filament
Source: RefSeq, a predicted model, not a curated record
UCUCCUGGAAACCCACCCAGAACAUCCACCUUCUAACACCAUGGUCACCUCCUGUUGUGGUUCUGUCUGCUCUGACCAGGGCUGUGGCCUGGAGACCUGCUGCCGCCCCAGCUGCUGCCAGACCACCUGCUGCAGGACCACCUGCUGCCGCCCCAGUUGCUGUGUGUCCAGCUGCUGCAGACCCCAGUGCUGCCAGUCUGUGUGCUGCCAGCCCACCUGCUGCCGCCCCAGCUGCUGCAUCUCCAGCUGCUGCCGCCCCUCUUGCUGUGAAUCCAGCUGCUGCCGCCCCAGCUGCUGUGUGUCCAGCUGCUGCAGGCCCCAGUGCUGCCAGUCUGUGUGCUGCCAGCCCACCUGCUGCCGCCCCAGCUGCUGCAUCUCCAGCUGCUGCCGCCCCUCUUGCUGUGAAUCCAGUUGCUGCCGUCCCAGAUGCUGCCAGACCACCUGCUGCAGGACCACUUGCUGCCGACCCAGCUGCUGCAUCUCCAGCUGUUGCAGACCCCAGUGCUGCCAGUCUGUGUGCUGCCAGCCCAGCUGCUGUGUCUCCAGCUGCUGCCGCCCCUCUUGCUGUGAAUCCAGCUGCUGUCGUCCCUGCUGCUGCCUGCGUCCAGUCUGUGGCCGAGUCUCCUGCCACACCACUUGCUAUCGUCCAACCUGUGUCAUCUCCACCUGCCCCCGCCCUAUGUGCUGUGCCUCCUCUUGCUGCUGAGCUUCUUUCCUGAACCUGCCUCCUCCCCUUCAUCUCACUGAUCACAGAAGCAAACCUUGUGCAUCUCAUAGACAACUCAGGAGAGGCCAUCCCCACCAACUGUGUCCAUAUCUUGGACAUAUAUCUAGGAUAUAUGUCCUAGAUAUGCAUCUAGAAUAUAUCUAGGAUAUAUGAAUAUAUCUAGAGUAUAUCUAGGAUAUAUGUCCUAGAUAUACAUCUAGAAUAUAUGUUCACCAUGUUGAUCCAAGUAUGAAAUUAGAUGUUAUUUACAGCAAGAAAUUAAAAUAAUUUACAAAAUUGUAUACCCUAUAUUUUUAUUUAUGGAUACCAAGUCCCUCUGUUCCAAAUAUGGAAAUUCUUGCAGAACUAGUUGGGGCAAGGAUGUCUCACUCUCAGAUCUGAAAGUCUGAUGGUUUCACCCUAUACUUCUGUUUACAGCAAUGUUUGUGUAUCUUAUUUUUGCUGAUUCUGAAUAAAACUCCACUUUCAUCACACUGAAAUACAAUGUUCUUUUUGCAUUGCUUUGUAAUGAUUGUCCUAAGUUCCUGAGAAAUUAUAACCAAAACACAA